This is a messenger RNA of Lentinula edodes (shiitake mushroom), 1474 nucleotides long. Its product is annotated as manganese dependent peroxidase 1. The transcript has 19 exons. Gene Ontology annotation, biological process: response to reactive oxygen species; hydrogen peroxide catabolic process; cellular response to oxidative stress. The coding region runs from base 113 to 1246 and encodes 377 amino acids. Gene Ontology annotation, molecular function: heme binding; peroxidase activity. The record is from RefSeq and is a predicted model, not a curated record. Lineage: Eukaryota; Fungi; Basidiomycota; Agaricomycetes; Agaricales; Omphalotaceae.
CCCUGUUCCUGGGUCAGGAUGGUGAACGUGGUGAACUGUACCGUUCAGGCUUUCUGACCUCAUGUUAAUCGGCGCGAGAUUAUUGGUCGACGCGGUGCUCUAUGGAUCCUGAAUGCUAGCGUUAAAAUUACAACAGUUCUCCCCAUCUUCAAUGUUUUUUAUCGGACUUCUCAGUACUGCCCUUACUCUCGCGACUCUUCCAAGCGCGAACGCUGUUCCUCACAACAAUAAGCGUUUUGCAUGCGCUGAUGGAGUGCACACUACGUCCAAUGAAGUGUGCUGUCAAUUGUUCCCUCUCGUUGAUCAGUUACAGUCGGAUUUGUUUGACGGAGGGGAAUGUGGUGAAGAGGCUCAUGAAUCUCUGCGUUUGACUUUUCAUGAUGCCAUUGGGUUUUCUCCGACCAAAGGGGGAGGCGGCGCGGACGGUUCCAUUAUAGCGUUUUCUGACAUCGAAACUGCAUUUCAUGCCAAUGGUGGUAUUGAUGAUAUUGUGGAUGCUCAAAAGUCGUUUAUGGCUUCUCACAAUGUCACCAUAAACCCCGGAGACUUUAUUCAACUUGCAGGUGCAGUAGGAGUAAGCAAUUGUCCUGGUGCUCCCCAACUCGAGUUUCUUUUUGGACGACCUCCUCCUGUGGCUGCGUCCCCUGACCUCCUGAUUCCUGAGCCUUUCGACACUGUCGAUUCGAUCCUUGCCAGGUUUUCUGAGGCUGGUUUCAAUGCUUCUGAAGUGGUUGCUCUUUUGGGAUCUCAUACUGUCGCUGCAGCUGACACCAUUGAUACCACAAUUCCUGGAACUCCUUUCGACUCGACUCCUGGUUUAUUUGAUACCCAGGUGUUUAUUGAGGUGCAGAUGAGAGGUAUUCUGUUCCCCGGAACCGGAGGUAAUCAAGGCGAAGUUGAAUCUCCAGUGCCGGGAGAAAUACGUUUACAAUCAGACUCCGAGCUGGCUAGAGAUUCCCGCACUGCUUGCGAUUGGCAGUCUUUCGCUAAUAACCAGGCUGGCUUCCAAAACGCGUUUAGAGCUGCAAUGCAAAAGAUGGCGAUCAUUGGCCAUGAUAGAGACGCCCUCGUCGACUGUUCGGACGUUAUUCCCGUCCCGAAACCACUUCCGGCCAGUGCUGGACCUCACCUGCUACCUGACACUACUCACGGCGAUAUUGAACAGGCUUGCGCUACUGCUCCGUUCCCUGUUCUUACUGCUCUUCCGGGACCCGCUACAUCUGUUGCUCCAGUCCCACCAUCGUGAUCCUUGAAUUGGAAGGGAUCAAUAUCAAUUUUAGAGUCCUUUUUCUUCUUCUUUGGGCACAUAUUUCUCUGGUCGUCGCUUUCGUUUUUUGUAUUUGUUUCUCGGUCCAUUCUCGAAAAGUUAUGGAGGUAAGCAGGAGAUAUAGGUUUAGAAAUGAUUGAAGUCUGUGUUUUUUUUGUAAAUAGCAAGCUCUUAAAGCUUGUGAUUUGUAUCGACUGCUUUUUGUGU